This is a messenger RNA of Spodoptera litura, 4120 nucleotides long. RefSeq names its product tetratricopeptide repeat protein 39B. Gene Ontology annotation, molecular function: protein binding. NCBI's taxonomy places the organism in Eukaryota, Metazoa, Arthropoda, Insecta, Lepidoptera, Noctuidae. The record is from RefSeq and is a predicted model, not a curated record.
CGCCCGCCAGAAAUAUUUUUAUUAAUACAGUGAUGAACCGUCUGUGCUAUAGAAGUGUUGUCGUUAUCUUUCAACAAAUAAAUAUUUUUAAUUUUUAAACGACACAUAAUUUUGUGAUCUCGUAAGCAUUCAACUGUCGCAUCAGUGCAUAAUUAAUAUUGUGUAUCGUGUUGCUGCUGUUUCGAUAAAUUACAACCAUCUUCUGGAGAUGACUCUGCGACAAGAGUCUCCGCCACCGCUGGCAUCGCCUAUGCUACACGAUGCAGUCCACGGGGACAGUUCGCCGCCCCUUGCUGAUGAACAUUUUGAAGAUGAAUUCGAAGACGCAACAGACGAAUUACCAGAAGACACUACCCCUGACUUGCACACAGCUUUCAAUGACUGUGAGGUGGCGAUACGUAAAUUCUUUAAUAACGACUUGACUGGUGCCAUGACCAUUAUGAAGCCAUGGCAACGCGCCUCUGUGUACCACAGCCUUGGUGCCGCUAUAUUCGAGUUUAUUCCUGCUAUGCUGACAUUCGACUCAACACAGAUCAACAACGCCUUAGCCGCACUCAAAAUAGCGAUUGCCAUCUGCCACGAGCAAAGGAAGAACUACACCUUUGUAGAAAGCAUCGGCACCAUAAUUAAAAAGCCUAAUUACGCAACAUACACCGACAUGGAAGCUCACGCUGAACUAUGUUACGCAGAAACAUUAAUGCUCCAGGCAGCCAUGACUAUAAUGGAAGGAGAAGAUCUUACAGGAUUUAUCAAAGGAACCAUCAAGAUCAAAAAUUGUUACAACAGCUAUCGGGAAUGCUCUAAGAUAUUGGAAAAGAAGCAAUGGGAGACGGAGGAAUCGAAGAUCCAGUUCCAAAGUGGUGUGCGGCUGGGAGUCGCUACGUUUAACGUGAUGAUCUCUUUGCUGCCACCAAAAAUAAUAAGCGUGUUAGAGUUCGUGGGCUUCUCUGGGAAUAAGAGUGUUGGACUUGCUGAGCUCGAGGCGGGCUCGCGCGCCCCGGGAAUGCGGUCGGUGUUAUGCGACCUGACGCUGCUGGGGUACCACCUCGUGAUUUGUCAUUUCAUUGGCGCCAUCGGGGAUCUGCCCGUCUGCGAGCGAAUACUACACAAACAGUUAAAGGUCUUCCCGGAGAGCGUUUGGUUCCUCAUGUUCAAAGGUCGUAUCGAGUUGAUACGCGGACAAUUCGAUACUGCGAUUGAUACUUACAAUCGCGCGGUCACUAGUCAAAGGGAUUGGAGACAAUUCCACCACGUAUGCUUCUGGGAGAUAAUGUGGGUGAACAGUUUGAAGAUGGAUUGGCGCGAGUCUGCACUGUACGCGACCAGGCUGUUAGAAGAGAGUACUUGGUCUAGGACUAUAUACUCAUACUCAAAGGCAGCCAUGUUGCUGCAAUUAGAUGACAUCACCGUUGCCGAGAAGAAGCAGUGUUCUGAACUGAUGCGGUCCGCGAGUUACUACAAACAACGUAUCGCGGGCAAGUCCCUGCCGAUGGAGAAGUUUGUAAUAAAGCGAGGUGCGCGCUACCAGGCGCAAGGCGGCCGCCUUCUACUGCCUGCCAUCGAGCUCCUCUGUCUCUGGAACAUGUUCCAGAUACUCGCCAAGAACGAGAGAGAUGCACAGAACGUCCUCAAGUUAAUAGAGGCUACUAUCGAGCGCGUUGAGAACGAGAGUCGCGAGUGGAUGGCUGGCUAUGAAGCGGACAACCGUGCAUUACUGCGGUUCCUGAAGGGUAGUUGCCUGGCCGCCAUGAACCUGCCACGCCUAGCUCUCGACACCUUCGACGCAGUCUUCCACUUCAAGAAUGACCUAAAAGAAGAUACAUUCUUGCUCCCUUACACGUUGUCUGAGAUGGCGAUGUGCCACUAUCAGCUCGGAGACAGAGACCGCGCCCUACAAAUGUUACAGGAAACCAGGAAGAAGUACUCGGGGUAUUCGUUGGAAUCUCGCCUACAUUUCCGUCUGCAUUCGAAACUAGAUUAUAUAAAGAAUGGCAGCCAUGGAGCUAGUACGAGCCGGAGUGGAAGUUCUUCCUAAAUCACCCAGGAUGGGAUCUCUCAUAUGUUCUUGUAGCAUAACUACUGCUUUCUCAUAAAACCACAUGAAUCUCUUGCAUCCGUCUACAACUUCUUAUUUACCAACAUUCUGCUUGCAUAUACAAAUAAAUGUUGUAUGUAAUACAAUCCAUUUAAUAUUAUAUUAAGUAAUUUAUAUCAUAGAAUGCAUAUGCGUACUAAAUCUGCAUAAUAUGCAUAGAAUUCUAUUGUUUUUGAUGGUUUUUGUAUAAAUUGUAAAUUAUUUUCUCAUUUAUAUUAAUUACUUUGUCUUCUCGACGUAUAUUGUAUAUGAUAUGUUUAUUUACUAAGUAUACAUUUUAAGGACAAACCGGUCGAAUUAUACCCUAUACAAUAUAGUAGAAAGCAUUUAGAUAGUAGUCAAUUACUUCCAUAAGUCUAGUCUCAAAGUACAAGCUUAAAUAACAAUUGUAUGGAAACUUUUUGCAUAUCAAGGACAAAACUCAACAAUGGCUGCAGUGAGAAAAAUCUCAUUUAUUAAUUAAGUUAAUUAAUCACCUUGUGAUAAAAACGGAUCUGAUUUUUUUUACUAUCAAAUAACUCUUUAGGUGAUUAAAAUUUUUACAUGUAUAAAUUAACGAAAUCUCUAAGAGUAGAAAUAAAAUCGAGGAUUUACCAAGAAUUUAUGAUUUCUCUUCAGUAAUCAAUGACAUCUGUAUAAAGGAAACUUAUUUACAUUUUAAAAAUGUCGUAAAAUUGCAAGAUAAUUGUGUUAUGUCAUAAGUGGUCCAAUUUAAUUGGCCACACGAAGACAAUCUGAAUAGUCAUUCAUAUUUGUAUAGUAGUAGGUUUACAAAAAUCUCUUACUUUUGUUACUUAUUCAUGUUGUAUUUUAUUGUUUUAUUAUUAUUUUUUGUUAUAAUUUAUUGACUGCAUCGUUUGUCGCGUUUACACGCCUCGAUCGGUGAUGAAUUUUUUUUUAUAUUGAGUAGUAAAAUAUUCCACUACUUACUUUGUAAUUAUACGUAACUGACAUAAGAUAUUGUAUUGUAUCCGCGUCUUUAUAACAAUCAUGUUGUGUAAUCGUUGGCAGCUAGCUAAUUUGCGUAGGUAAAGGUAGAAGCAACUAAGUAUUCUUUUUAUUUUUCUCAAAAUAUCUUCUUAUCUCCAAAGAUUUCAUCUCAUGUCACAACUCCAAAUAAAAUAUGCUCUCUAUUACAUAUGUAGUGAUAAUUAUUUUGAAUAGUACAAUGGUGUAUGUUAAACACAAUCUCGUAGUAAUCUCGACCUCUUCACAAGGAAGAUCCCGAACAAUAUGUUAUUAUUUGACAUCAGUCUGGCUUUAAAAAAAGUACAAUGAGAUGAUUACAAUUUACAUAUAUUAAAUAAUAUUACAGCUAAAAUAUUUUCUAUUGGUGUAGCUAAACAAUGUUGUUCUCACAUUCAUGUGCACAAUUCAUGUCUUAUAUAGUUUUCCAUGGUAAAAGUAUGUGACGAUGUGACAAAUAAUGUCCAAACAGCCAGUUUUUAGGAACAAUUUAUAUAAAUUUUUGUAUGGGCUGUGAACGACAUUCAUGCAAACUUGUACUAUAAAUAACCAGGAGAUACAAUGGAGGUACAAAUACUCCUUUAUCAUGAUAUGCAUCACUGAUAGGUAUGUCACGUUUAGUUGUGUGCCAGGUCAUGCAUAGGUGAGGAUUGCGUUAUGAAUAUUUUUGCGCUGUAUUUUUGUUGUUUAUUAAUGUUUUUUGUUUAAUUAAUGGUGUGAUAAUAUUGAAGAGGUGAUAGUAAAUAAGUAUUACAAUUUAAUUAUGUAUUUAGGGUAUAUAUUUUUUAUAUAAAGAACUAUGCAAAUAUCUUAAACUCAUGAAGUCUUCAUGCUUCUUGUUACCACGAAGUGUGAAUCGUGCUGGUACGGUAAAAUAUUGACUUGUAGUUCUUGUCUUAUAUGAUGACAAAUUGUAGCAAAGACAUGCUCAAUCUCAUGUCUUAAUCCACUGUAAUAAUUAUACUUAAUAAGUAAUCACGUAUGUAAUCAGUUAGACAUACCUAACCUGACUAUAUCUACAAUUUCCUUGUAACUUUAUGUAUGUAACCAAUGUAGUAU